AUGGCCACUCUGCUCCCAGUGACAGCCAAGGAGUUAAUAGAUAAACCACCACAGCUGGGCCCAGAUAUUUUGGACUACAACUCCCAUCAGCCACCACAGCUGGGCCCAGAUAUUUUGGACUACAACUCCCAUCGGCCACCACAGCUGGGCCCAGAUAUUUUGGACUACAACUCCCAUCGGCCACCACAGCUGGGCCCAAAUAUUUUGGACUACAGCUCCCAUCGGCCACCACAGCUGGGCCCAGAUAUUUUGGACUACAAUUCCCAUCGGCCACCACAGCUGGGCCCAGAUAUUUUGGACUACAGCUCCCAUCGGCCACCACAGCUGGGCCCAGAUAUUUUGGACUACAACUCCCAUCGGCCACCACAGCUGGGCCCAGAUAUUUUGGACUACAACUCCCAUCGGCCACCACAGCUGGGCCCAGAUAUUUUGGACUACAACUCCCAUCGGCCACCACAGCUGGGCCCAGAUAUUUUGGACUACAAUUCCCAUCAGCCACCACAGCUGGGCCCAGAUAUUUUGGACUACAACUCCCAUCGGCCACCACAGCUGGGCCCAGAUAUUUUGGACUACAAUUCCCAUCGGCCACCACAGCUGGGCCCAGAUAUUUUGGACUACAACUCCCAUCGGCCACCACAGCUGGGCCCAGAUAUUUUGGACUACAACUCCCAUCAGCCACCACAGCUGGGCCCAGAUAUUUUGGACUACAACUCCCAUCAGCCACCACAGCUGUCCUAG
Messenger RNA from Podarcis raffonei (Aeolian wall lizard), 738 nucleotides. RefSeq lists its product as uncharacterized. The record is from RefSeq and is a predicted model, not a curated record. The transcript is spliced from 2 exons. The coding region runs from base 1 to 738 and encodes 245 amino acids. NCBI's taxonomy places the organism in Eukaryota, Metazoa, Chordata, Lepidosauria, Squamata, Lacertidae.